Messenger RNA from Triticum aestivum (bread wheat), 1857 nucleotides. RefSeq names its product F-box protein At5g25290-like. Bases 306 to 1670 code for a protein of 454 amino acids. Gene Ontology annotation, molecular function: protein binding. The transcript has a single exon. Lineage: Eukaryota; Viridiplantae; Streptophyta; Magnoliopsida; Poales; Poaceae. The record is from RefSeq and is a predicted model, not a curated record.
CCUGUCGUCGCGGGAACGGGAUUGGGAUCCGUCUGAGCCGCGUAGUCCGAUUCCAGGUCCAAAUCUUUCUUUUUUUUCCCGUAGUCUCCAGUCCAAAUUUCGCGGGACUACUUGUCGUUCUUGGAUUCGGACUCAUUUCCUACUCGAAUUAGAGCUGAGCUGAGGCCUCGGUAGGUGGGUUGAGCUUCCUAUUAUAUAUACAAGUGCUGCCUGCCCCUGUUCCUGCUAGGUUGAACUAAAGCUGUGCGGUUGAUAGCUGCGGAAGCGAUUCAUCAUUCAGAAGAUCCGAUUUUGCAAUUUCCCCAAUGGGGACGUGUAGCUUAGUGAGGAUGAUGAGCUUACUGCAGCUAGACUUGAGAAUGUUGCGUAUGCUGCUGGCCCUUUCUCCCCCUCCCAGUUCACACUGGAAAUUCAGAAAACACCCGCCAUUGAUGCUGAUGGAGACCGAGACCGUGGUGGAAAUAUUGCCAGAGCCGCCGCUGAUGGAGACCGAGACUGUGGUUGAAACACUGCUGGAGCUGCCGCUGGAUGUAUUGAUGGAUAUCUUUUCCCACCUGGAGCUUCCUGACCUCAUUCGUGCGAGCUCCGUGUGCUCCUUCUGGCGCUCUGCGUAUAGUAGUCUACAUAGCCAGCUUGGGCAAUAUAAACGGCCCCAGACACCUUGCCUCCUCUACGCCUCCGAAGCCGAUGGUGAGAACGUAGCUUGUCUCUACAGUCUUGCAGAAAAGAGGGUCUACAAGCUAACUCUUCCGGAUCCACCUAUCCGCAGUAGGCAUCUCAUUGGGUCCUCUAAUGGCUGGUUAGUUACUGCUGAUGAGAAGUCUGAGCUUCACCUUCUCAAUCCGAUCACUGGUCAACAGAUUGCCCUCCCCUCGGCGAUCACCAUUGAGCAAAUAGAGCCGAUCUUAGAUAGUGCCGGUGCAGUUAAUAAGAUUAAGAUGUGGGAUCUAGCGCCGAACGAUGAUCCAAAUGAGUUUUCUGACUGCCUCUACAUCAGGGCAUUUGUGUUUCCUGAUCCACCCAUGGGAAGCUACAUUGUGGUUAUCAUCCACAGUCCAGAGCAAUAUCUUUCGUUUUCAAGGGUAGGUGAUUAUAAAUGGACCUCGCUGCCGGGCGAGAACUAUGAACAAUGCAUCCACAUGGAUGGUCUAUUGUAUGCAUUCACAGAAAACGGAGGAGUUUACACUUUUGAUCUGACCGGUCCUACCUUCACAAGGAAUAUUAUUGCAGACGAGUUGCAGAAUUACAAGACGGAUGGGUACACGUACUUUGUUCAGGCUCCAUGGGGUGAUCUGUUGCAAGUUUGCAGAACAUUAGAUUUCACACCCGAAGUGUUCAUAAAGACCAAGAAAAUACUAUUUUAUAAAGUUGAUGUGGCAGCAAAAGAACUUGUGGAAAUGAAUGGCUUGCAUGAUCAUGUGCUGUUUCUUGGGCGUAGUCAGUCGCAAUGCCUUAGUACCGAGGAAUAUCCACAACUGAAGCCAAAUCGUGUUUAUUUCACGGACGACAUGACAUAUAUUUUGAAGUAUAAGAAUAAUGACCGGGAUAUAGGUAUUCUCAACUUGGAAAAUGACAAUAGGGAAGAUGUACCUAAGCUUUGGUGCAAUUGGCCAAAUCCCAUAUGGAUGACACCCAACCUCACAAGGAUUAACAUGGCUUUGGACAAAUAGUGAGUUUAUUACAAUUUUGUAGUUAGCUUCUCGGAUGCUAUUAGAAACUGUCCAAUAGAGCUUUUUGGACCAAAUUUCCAAAUUUUAUGGGCAAAUGCUAUGAAAACGGAGGCAUGUUCCGUUUAUAUUUUCUUCAUACCUGGUUUGCUAUAUUUUAAAUGGCUUUUAUUUUCCGAAUUGUCCAAUA